UGGCAUGGCCUCUGUUUAAUGAAGAGAAUAAAAGUUUCAAAACAUUUUCUGGAUUAAAGUCAAGAUAAUGUUGAUAAUAAAGGGUAAAAUUGGAAAAUAUGAUAUCAAUUAGAUGCUUACCUAAGGUCAGAGAUAAAACUCACUGAUCCAGAGUACCUAAAUAUCUUAUGGCUAUUAGUUCAAAGAAAGCUAAGAGUCCCACCAACUGAUUGAGGGAUAAUAGCGUACCUGGUUCACCACUUGAAGAAUUAUUGAUAUAUCCUAAUGUUAAUUCCCCGAAUAAACCAACACUGUCUUGUAUUAGAAGGAGAAAUAAUAAUAUUUUAUUGACAGAAAGCUCCUCCAUAAAUGUAAGCAUUUAGUAUCUCUUGCUCCGUUGUAAUAAUUAUUAAAAUUGGCUAUAUUAGGAUUCAGGGUUUUCCCCUAAGAAAAAUUUCAUUAUACGGUUUGAAGCAUUUCAUCACUCACUAUAAUGGAAAUAUAAAGAAGCAUCCAAGCAAAGAGAAAUGAGAGUCUUUAGCUUCUUCUUCCUUAGCAUGAUGAGCAAUGAUCGCGCUCGCAAAUAUGAAGAACUUCGAAAUUAAUAAUCAGGGUGAAUUUACAAAUUUGGAUAGACUAGGUUUUGGAAAAUAUUUCAAAAUACAUCAGGCCAUAAGUUUACAAAGUUUAAUUGCAUGGGACCAAGGAGGACUCUCAAGCGUCUCUAUAAUUUAA
Moneuplotes crassus is the source of this 714-nucleotide messenger RNA. Lineage: Eukaryota; Ciliophora; Spirotrichea; Euplotida; Euplotidae. The record is from the annotation of a GenBank genome assembly.